AUGACGGAAUUGGACAGGCUUUACGCCGUUUGGCAGCGCUUUGCCUCUGGAGAAUGCGAUCUUUUUGAAGUUGUAGUGAUAAUAGAAGCCUCGGUUGAUAUUUCGCUAGAUCAUAUCCCCCAAAAUACCGUUUCGGCUCUCGCCACGCAGCUUGAAUCUAUGCUAGAUAAAGAUGAAAUCGAGCAAACAAAGCUGAUCCGUCUCAUUCACGUUUUACGGCGAUUCUCUCGCUCGACGGACAUUUCAAUCAAGUUUCUUACGCGAUGCUUUUCCUCCGUGCUGGACUCUUCCGACGACGAGAAAUUCGAAAGCAUCUUUCUUGACACACUGUUUGAGUUUUUCGAAAUCAUCAUCGAUCCCCGCAGAAACUGGCGGGACCAAAACUGCAAGAACAAAUCUGACACGACGGCGCGGGGAAACAUCGAAGACUUCGUUCGACCUUUGGUGGAUUACGCCAGAGCCGUGGGGAGCUUUUCUGGCUCAGGCGGCUUUUUGAAGAAGCGGCUCGUUUUGCGCGUGUACGGCCUUUUGCUCAGUUCGAAUAUCGCGCAUCAUCGACUGCUGCUCACGCAAGAGCUGCUAACUGUUUUGGAGCAAGAGCUGCGGCGCUCGAUUGAUCCUGGCGAAGACUUCAACGGGCAUUUCGAGCUUGUUCUUCGAUUAUUCGAGCGUUUUAUUUAUUCUACUCACAAUUUCAAGGGUCUUCAGCCUAUUCCGCUUCGCGACUGCAUUUCCUGUUUUCUGUCAAUUAUUCGCCACAGCGCAAACAGCCAGUUCCUCUCCUCGGUCAAUCGCAUCAUAUCGAACAGCAACAACGGCGACAUUUCGACCAUGCAAAUGAGCUUUCUUCAAAACGGCCUUUUCGCAAUUCUCAAAUCGUUGAUGGACGAGGACAUUGACAACAUCGACGCUGAUACAUUCCUCUCCACUGUAGAGAGACUCUCGAGCAACAAUGAAAACGUGAAGGCUGCGAUUAUUGACGUCUGGGGAUCUUGGAAGGACUUGCUCGAGCCGCUCUUCUGGCAAACAAAGAACCAAAAACAGUUCAUAUCCAGACUGCUUCACUUCUGCUUGGAGCGGACUUAUGAAGGGACGUCUUUCGAACGGCUCAAGAUUUCUGAAAUUCCGACUCUUACAGUCACUUGGCUGUUGCAAGUGGACGAGUCUAUUCGCCUGUGGCUAGUUGAGAAGAUCGAAGAUCUCUUCAAAUACUCGACGGCGAAUCGAGUCUUGGGCUUCGAAGCUGACAUCGUUGGAGCUCUCCUCAACUAUCUCGAAGAAGCACACGAAAGCCAUGUUCCUCGAGAAAUUGUCGACAAGGUCAUUUCUAUCAUUUCCACAGUGUCAUCGUACGCUAUCUCCACCGAGAAUUUGACAAAACUGCUCAAGCUCAUCCAUGACAAACAAUCCUACGGGCUAGCUUUGCUCCAGUGCUUGUCUGAAAUUCCGAUGGACCGUUCGCCCGCGCAGGACUUUUUCGAAAUGUACGAUCAAGGGACUGGCCUGUCAUCGGAUUAUAUCCAGCCGCUUUUAAAUGGCUUUACUUACUUUGGCUGGUUCUGUCUUGAUCCUUUUCCGGUAAAGGUUUCAUGGAGACGAGUUCUCUUCAGUUUCCUGGACAAGAACUAUUGCGGCUACGAGCUUUUCAUUUCCGACCAAAAUAAGCUUGUAUUCGCGCAUUUAUCGAAAAGCUCCUUUACUACCGUCACUGCGGAGCUGGAAAAAUCAGUCGUCGACUCUUCGUGGCACUCUAUCGCAGUCCAACUGAGUCCUGCUUCGUUGCUUUCUGGCACCGCGACGUGUAGCAUUUACAUCGACAAGUUUUUGAUCUGUUCUCACAAACUGACCACCACAUCGACGGAUAAACUCAAAGUGAGAAUAGGAUGUGGCCUGGACAUGCCAAGUCAAGGAAUGCCCCUGUCGAAUUCGAUCUCUGGAAUGGCCGGCAUGGCUCUUGGAAGCAUUAUGUCUAAAAUGACCAAGUCGAAGAGCGAAGAAUUCAACGACGACGGCUCCGUAAGCUGGUGCAAAGCUGAGUCAAGGGAUAGAAUCUGGGGACGUCCUCGAAGUGUUCACGGACUGAUAGGAUACCAGCUGCUUCUCAACGCCGCUGUCCCUGAAAAUCUGAUUCAGCUUCUUUCAGAGUGGGGGCCAAACUCUCUCGUUCAAUUUCAAUCAACCAAUUCGGCAACAUCUGACUUUCAAAUAUUCUUGCGUCUUUACUAUCACCCGAAAAACUGCGACUCCUACUCGGUGCGGAAUCUGGCACCGACAGGGCGAAACGAUGCCUGUUUGACAGGAAGACUACGUGGUGCUCCUGAUAUUCGAGCGGCUGUUCAUGCACUCUCAGGCAUCUCGGUUAUGUUUCCACUUCUUGAUCAAAUAAAAAGAUGGCCGCCGGUAUCUGAGCGUACUCAAUUACAUCCGAUGGCCAUUUUUAUAAGACUUUUGCGGAAACUGCUCAAUGGGAGUGAUGUUCCAUUGAAACUAAUUGCUGUGGAGAAUAAUUCGUUUGCGAUCCUUGGAGCCCUUUUGCAAAAGUUCCCCGGUCCAUUGAUUGAUGGAAAUUUUCUGUUCGAAUGUCAGCGAUUACUUGAAGCUUUUCCAGUUUCGGAGUUUCCUGAUCUUGUAUCCGAUAUUCGCCAUUACUUGCUUUUCGACUUCCGAGUGUGGUGCCAUUCUGACUACGCUACAAGAGUCAGUCAUGUUCAGUAUCUUUCUACUUUGAUAAAAGACUCCAAACGUUUCAAUCGCUCACAGUAUGGCGUUUGUUUCAUGCUCGAUGUCAUUCGGACGUACUGCUGCAAGUCGUUUCCGCUCCCAUCGUCGUCGAGUAGGGAUGGUGAAUUAUCAACCCGAAGCUCAGUUUCAUCGAUGGAUAUCGGCAUUCUUCCUGAAGACGAAAAGCAAGUUCGCGGGGCGAUCUUUUCUUUAGUCAAGUUUUACAUGCUCAAAAACACGAACGUAGACGAAAUCGACGCGAUUCUUAGCUUCAUCAUUGUUUGCUCAGUUGGGGGCUCGGAAUCAGAAGUCAGCGCCGCUGCAGAAGCACUUACAUCCUGCAUUGAGCUAUUGAGGCGACCAGGCUGCGAGAAUCUUGUACGAAUCAUGUUCGAAGCUGAAAAAGGAGAGCUUCUUUGGUAUCUUCUUACGCUUGAAAACGCACCCGAACUACAUUCAUCAAUCCUAAACUUAUUCUUGCUCCUGUUAAAGUCGUCCCAUGUCUCGGAAGAAUACAGAGGUCGAUUGAGACUCUCCUCAGCCGGCGGAAUUCUCGGAAUACUUCUAAAAUCUAAAAUAGCAGAAUCCCGUAAAGCGCAUAGCUUGCUCAUUGAUGUCGUGUUUACGUGCAGUUUUACAAUUUCCGAUCGCCUUGCACUCGUCCACUACAUUGGCACGCAUUCAGGAGUGAAAGAAAAGCUGAAAACAGCGAGUCUCGUUUCCGAGUGGCUUUCUGCUAGUCCAGAACAAGCGAGGCAAGCUGCUGCGAUCGCUGGAUGGCAAGAUACUCUGGUUCGUCUUCUUCAAGUCCCCCACGGUGAUAAGUUUGCCAGUGAAGCUGUAAGCGAAGAAGUUCACGAAGAGCUCGUAGAAAAUGUAGUGAACUCGAUCUACCAAAUAUCCUGGAAUGGGUCAGCCAAAGGACGUCAAACUCAUCUUGACAAGUGGAAAGCAUCUCUUGCCGCACUGUGCUCAAUUGAACGACUUGUCGGCAUCGAGAUGUACGUAAUCACCGGUCAGCAGCUGAUCCGAAAGUGGGUGGAGAAGGCAAUUCUGAAAAUUUACAAAGAUUCUUCUGACUCUUUCAAUUGUGCGAAGGAUGGUGAAACCUUGUGCGUUCUUUUCUACAACUUCUACUUUCUUGAGGCAAAUAGAACGAAAGUUUUGGAAGAGGCAGAUUUGCAAUUACUCGUGAAGUUGAUGGACGCCAUGUUUGUCUGGGAGAACUCAGAAUCUGAUGGAUGGCCCGAACUUCAGGCAAUUGCUAUUGCAAUUCUUGUUUACUCGAUGAAGAGCAAGAAGAUUUCCGUCAUCGCUGAAGCGAGUUCACAGCUCCAUCGUCUUCUUGUUGGCCACAAUCGGUACUCACCGGAGAGCGCGGCGUUCGUCCUCAACGGGCUAAUUCUUCUCGUGUUGUCUGAGCCCGAUCAGCGUGUUUCCAGUUUCGUCAUUCCAGUCAUCCGCGAUCUUGUCGAUUCUAUUCCUUGGGCGGCGUCUCGUAUGCCGAAUAUGCCUGCACGCGAAGGAAACUUAAUGCAGUUCCAGAACUCAUUUAUCAAGUACACCGAGUCCGAUGAAAUCAUGGCAUUCAUCACUGAAGUCGCAACGCCUGCAGCGAGCAAGUUCGAACAAUCAUUAGACAAUCACCGAAUCGUGGAAAUAAAUUUACUUCUUCAGCAAGCUUCGGAACUGGCAAUAAUCGAGUCACAUCACCGCGACAAGCAAAGUGGAGAAGCAAAGCUGUUACUAGAAGGGAACUUGAACGAGCCGUUCAAAACAUUCCUUGAAAACGAACGCAAGCGUUAUGAAAAAGCGAAGAGACAAUUAGUAAACCAACAUGCAGGCUCAUUCCGAAGCUGGAGAAGACAGAAUCGCUUCUUGGCUGGUCCAAGAGGCGCGUGGAGCAACAAUAACUCACAAACUUACUCAAGUCAAAGCUCGGAAAAGCUCUCGAUCGCUGACGAUAAACACUGGCGAUUGUCAAAUGUGGAGAACUCGUUGCGUAUGAGACUGAAGCUGACGCAGAACUACAACUUUGAUCCUCAUAUUGAGGCCUCUCGAGCGAGAGACAAUCGCAACAUUUCGAUCAAGGAAAUCGAGUCAUUGCCGGAGAUCGAAGUAAAGCCCGUCUUGGAAGACGAAACUGAUGGAGAUGAGGACUGGAAUGCUCUUACGCCUUCUCCAAGCAAGGAGCGUCAAAAAGAAAUCGUAAAACACGUCGAGAGCUGUCAACUGAUAACGCUUACUGGCGAGAUCGAGGGUCGCCUGGAAAUUUCGAACUUGUUUCUUUACUUCUUCGAUCUGAGUGAAAAGAAGGAACUACCUCUUGGAGUGGACGAAGAGAUCGAAGCGCUUUCAGAUUUUAAAUGGUCUUUGGCAAUCAAUUUCAGCUCUCCAAAAGCACUUUCGAACAUCAUCUCGGCAAUUUUAUCCUCCAAACCGACCAAUCUUCAAUCCAGACCUAGCAAGUCAAAUGAAAAACUCUUCCAGGCCUCUGGAAUCACACAAAAAUGGGUCAAUCGCGAAAUUUCAAAUUUCGAAUAUCUCAUGCAGCUGAAUACAUAUGCCGGACGAACUUACAACGAUCUCUCUCAGUAUCCAGUUUUCCCAUGGAUUAUUGCCGAUUACACCUCGAAUAAACUCAACCUAAAGGAUCCAGCGACAUUCAGGGAUCUUUCAUGGCCAGUUGGCGCCAUGAAUCCAUCAGCUCGUGGCUAUCUCAAGGAGAAGUUCGACAAUUUCGAAGACCCAACCGGUGAAAUGAAGAAAUUCCACUACGGAACUCACUAUUCGAACGCCCCGACUGUGAUGCACUAUUUAAUCAGAAUGGAGCCAUUUACCACGCUUCAUAUUCAACUUCAAGGCAAUAAAUUUGACAUUCCCGAUCGGCAGUUCCACUCGAUCGAGCAAACAUGGAACUCGCUUUGGGAGGCGCCGGAAAACGGAGUGAAGGAAUUGAUUCCCGAGUUUUUCUACAUGCCCGAAUUCCUCGAAAACCUCAACAAAUUUGACCUUGGCACAAUGCAGCACACAAAAGAAGUCGUUAAUGACGUGGAGAUGCCGCGCUGGGCAAGUUCGCCAGAGGAUUUCAUCAUCAAGAACAGACAAGCUCUGGAAUCGGAUCAUGUGUCAGAGAAUCUUCACAAAUGGAUCGAUCUUAUCUUUGGUUACAAACAAAGGGGAAAAGAGGCCGAAGAGUCGUUGAAUGUAUUCUAUCAUCUGACAUAUGAGGGUGCUGUUGACCUUGACUCCAUCAAAGACGAAGCUCAGCGUCACCAAAUGGAGCAGUUUAUUAACAACUUCGGCCAAACACCGACUCAGCUGCUCAAAACUCCACAUCCAAAGCGAAAGUCAAAGGAAGAGCUCCGCUUAGAAAAUAUUAAGCCGUAUCAAACCUUGGAAAUGGCCUCAGUUGAGGUUAUACAAAAUCAUAUCUAA
This is a messenger RNA of Oikopleura dioica, 6159 nucleotides long. Lineage: Eukaryota; Metazoa; Chordata; Appendicularia; Copelata; Oikopleuridae. The record is from the annotation of a GenBank genome assembly.